Messenger RNA from Triticum turgidum subsp. durum (durum wheat), 1035 nucleotides. The record is from the annotation of a GenBank genome assembly. NCBI's taxonomy places the organism in Eukaryota, Viridiplantae, Streptophyta, Magnoliopsida, Poales, Poaceae.
AUGGACGUGCACCACCCGCCGAAUGCAGCGGCGGCGGCGGCGGCGGCCGCCGCCGCCCUCGGCGACAUGUUCCCCCAGGAGCCCGCCAUGGAAAGUGAAGACAGCAGCACAGAGUGGCUCUCCAUCUAUUUAGGGGACUGCUUGACUAACCCUGCAUCCUACCCUGUCUCCGAAGAACAAGCAUCUGUAAACCCGAACCUGCCACAUCCUUCAUCUUCCAAUCCCAGAAGAAAGAAGAGAAGCCUGGCCUCUGUUAUAAGAGAUAGCGAUGAAGAAUAUUUCCUGAUUGUUGAGCCACCGCUACUACUUGAUCAGAAGCAUUGGCUAGCAGAGAGUGAGCUCAUCCUCCCCAAGAAAGACAAGGACCAAGAACUUGUCCAAAAACUGGAGCAGGAACACGGGGAAGCAUAUAAGCCCUACACUGUGCAGUUCAAGCAAGAGCAGGCGGUGAUGAGGUGUAGCAUUUGUUUGUCCAACUCCAACCAAACACCGCAGCAGUGGCAGGGCGGUCCGUCAGGGGCAUUAUUGUGCAACACGUGUAGCCUGAGGCUCAAGGCAGGGAACGGGUUCAUCAAACUGGAGCGCUGCGGCCAACAAGUUGACGAAGAGCAAGAUCAUGGAAGGGGGCAGGAUAAGAGGAAGAUCAAGAAGACCACAUAUUACGGAGAUGACGAGGAGCCUCCGCAGGAGAAGAGGAGGAUCAAGAAGACUUCAUUUGUAGAUGAGCAGGGCAAGAGGAGGACCAAGAAGACGUAUGUGAACGAGGAGGUCCCACUGGAGGAGCCAGUGAAGCGGUGCACCCAUUGCCUGUCCCACACGACGCCACAGUGGAGGAGCGGCCCUCUAGGGCCCAAGACCCUAUGCAACGCGUGCGGCGUGAGGUACAAGUCCGGCAGGCUGCUGCCGGAGUACAGGCCCGUCAACAGCCCAACCUUCGUGAGCUUCAUGCACUCCAAUUCCCACAAGAAGGUGAUGCAGAUGAGGAAGAGUGUCGAGAACGAGCACGAGCACGAGUACUCGCACUCGGAUAUGUGA